Messenger RNA from Zalophus californianus (California sea lion), 2907 nucleotides. RefSeq names its product corticotropin releasing hormone receptor 2 (gene CRHR2). Gene Ontology annotation, biological process: long-term synaptic potentiation; cell surface receptor signaling pathway; adenylate cyclase-modulating G protein-coupled receptor signaling pathway. The transcript has 13 exons. The record is from RefSeq and is a predicted model, not a curated record. Bases 126 to 1439 code for a protein of 437 amino acids. Gene Ontology annotation, cellular component: axon terminus; plasma membrane; dendrite. Gene Ontology annotation, molecular function: peptide hormone binding; G protein-coupled peptide receptor activity; corticotropin-releasing hormone receptor activity. Lineage: Eukaryota; Metazoa; Chordata; Mammalia; Carnivora; Otariidae.
CUUACCUUGGCCUCCGCGCGUCGGUGGGGAGGGAGGGGGCCAACGGGGCUCCGGCUGGGGGAGGGGCAGGCGGGGCGGGACCUUCGCGCUGGGGUGGUGCGCUCCUUUCCCUAGCCGCCGCUGGCAUGGGGGGUCCCGCCGGGCCCCCACGCCUCCUCCACGCCCCACACCCGCUCCUCUACCUGCUCUGCCUCCUCCUGCCGCUGCUCAAAGCUGCCCGGCCGAGCUGGGAGACCGUGGACCAGUCCCCGGGGGCCCUACUGGAGCGGUACUGCCAUGCACUCACGACCCUGGCCAAUGUCUCAGGUCCCUACUCCUACUGCAACACGACCUUGGACCAGAUCGGGACGUGCUGGCCCCGGAGCGCGGCCGGAGCCCUGGUGGAGAGGCCGUGUCCUGAGUACUUCAACGGCGUCAAGUACAACACGACCCGGAAUGCCUAUCGAGAGUGCUUGGAGAAUGGGACAUGGGCUUCACGGAUCAACUACUCACAGUGUGAGCCCAUUUUGGAUGAUAAGCAGAGGAAGUACGACCUGCACUACCGCGUCGCCCUCAUUGUCAACUACCUGGGUCACUGCAUUUCUGUGGUCGCCCUCGUGGCCGCCUUCCUGCUUUUCCUGGCCCUGCGGAGUAUCCGCUGUCUGCGGAUCGUGAUUCACUGGAAUCUGAUCACCACCUUUAUCCUGCGCAAUGUCAUGUGGUUCCUGCUGCAGCUCAUCGACCACGAAGUGCACGAGAGCAAUGAGGUCUGGUGCCGCUGCGUCACCACCAUCUUCAACUACUUCGUGGUGACCAACUUCUUCUGGAUGUUUGUCGAGGGCUGCUACCUGCACACGGCCAUCGUCAUGACCUACUCCACCGAGCACCUGCGCAAGGGGCUCUUCCUCUUCAUCGGAUGGUGCAUCCCCUGUCCCAUCAUCGUUGCCUGGGCCAUUGGCAAACUCUACUAUGAAAAUGAACUGUGCUGGUUUGGCAAGGAGCCCGGCGACCUGGUGGACUAUAUUUAUCAAGGCCCCAGCAUCCUUGUGCUCUUGGUCAAUUUUGUAUUUCUUUUCAACAUCGUCAGGAUCCUCAUGACAAAACUGCGAGCAUCCACCACAUCGGAGAUGAUCCAGUACAGGAAGGCGGUAAAGGCCACCCUGGUCCUGCUGCCCCUCCUGGGCAUCACCUACAUGCUCUUCUUUGUCAACCCUGGGGAGGACGACCUGUCGCAGAUUGUGUUCAUCUAUUUCAACUCCUUCCUGCAAUCCUUCCAGGGUUUCUUUGUGUCUGUCUUCUACUGCUUCUUCAAUGGAGAGGUGCGCUCGGCCGUGAGGAAGAGGUGGCACCGUUGGCAGGACCAUCACUCCCUCCGAGUGCCCGGGGCCCGGGCCAUGUCCAUCCCCACGUCGCCCACACGGAUCAGCUUCCACAGCAUCAAGCAGACGGCCGCCCUGUGACCCCUCCAUCACCCCGCUUGCUCAUCACUCCACCAGCAGGACAGCUUCCCUAUCCUCCUGGGGCGCCUAUCUCUGGGUUCACUUUGCCACCUCGCCGCUCGGGCCCUGGUGGGGGCAGAAGGGAGGGGAGACGUCAGCUGGCCCGCCCUGCUGGCUGGAGAGAGGCGUGCGGCAGCAGGCUGUGCGAGAGGCUCUUAGGAGCCAGGCCCACUAGGCCCAAAGUCUCAGUGCAGAGGGAUGGCACAGGGGCCACCCCCCAAGAAGAGCGGGUCACAUGUCUUCAGGCAUCUGCCCACACCAGCCUCUCUCCCUGCAUCCUCACUGUAGCCCCAUUCACAGGCGGGGAAACUGAGGCCCAGCGCCAGGAAGGGCCUGCCCGAGUCACACAGCUCGUUCGUGGCACAGUAGGGGCUCCCCUCCCUGUGAGGGCCGUCCCACCAACAGCAGGGUGACAUUCGGCCUUGCUCCCUGCUCCCGGCCUUCUGCUUCCUUGCUCAGGGCUGCCCUCACAGCAACUGGAAGCAAAGAAUUAGUUUGGCUUCCUCCCAGGGGCUCUCACGUAGACCCCAGCCCAGAGCAGGCCGUCUCUCUGCCCCUCCCCAGCCAUCUCUGGGGUCCUAGGAAGGAUGCUGCUUCCUGUCCCGGGACACCUCUUCUCGGCCUAGUCCACAGACUCAGAGCCUUGGGGAGGGACACGUGGGGAAGGAAGACACAGUUAGGGCAACCAGACACAUAGUGCAGAUGAAACGAGGAGGAGAAGCAUGGUGGCCGGGGACAAGGAGAAAGAAAGCAAUUAGGUCUUUGGUGACUAGAACGAAUCUCCCAGCUCCCACCACAGACCGGGCUUCAUUUCAGCCUCCCCUUCAGAAACAUCUCAGCUCUCUGUGAAAUAAACCAUGCCUCUGUGGAAACGGCUUCCCCUUAGGUCAAGUCAACCAGACAUACGAAGGGGUGCCGUGGCCAAGGAUGGGGGGCUGGAUCCUCUCUCGUUUGCAGAGCCCAUGGCCCCGGUGCAGGGCUGGUUCUCCUCUCUGACCUGUGUGUCUGCAGGUCUGUCCCUUACUCCCCCAAGACAGUCUCUAGCCCUCCUUUCCUACCGAGGGCAGUGCAAUUCAGCACAGAGGAGGGGUGCAGCUCGCCCAGCACGCCACAGCCCAUCCGAAAAUGUUCUAAAAUCCGGAGGCAAGUGUAGACAAGACCCCACAGUAUUUGUGAACAACACCAUGAAGAAGUUCCAGGAGAGGGUGGGAGUGGAGGAGGGGAGGCUGGAGCCAUCAGGUCGGGGUUCAAAAGGGCUUUUGCUCUAGGAAUACCCACAACGUAUUUUUUUUUUUAUUAUGUAUCCCAUCUUGCAUAUUUUUCAGUUUCCAUCUAAUAUUUUUUUCACAUUUUUUUAAAUUGGUGAGAAAGGUGAUUUCUGGCUUUUAGCAAAUAUUUACACUUUUAAAAUAAAACUGCCGCAACACUU